AUGCUAUUUGGAAAGGACACACCAGUAGUGGAUGUUGUCUAUAAUGGUGAUGUCAUUCAAAGAGUCACCUCACACAAAUUUUUAGGUAUUAUCAUUGACCAGAAAUUGUCAUUUGAAGAACAUAUUAAAUAUGUAUCUAGAAAUGCAUUAAAUGGUGUUAACAUUUUAAGAUGUCUAGCAGGUGUUACAUGGGGUGCAGAUCCCAAAAUACUUUCAUUAUUAUAUAAAUCUAUUAACAGAGCUUUGAGGAUCAUAUCAGGAGCAAUGUGUUCGACUCCCAUAAGGGCCAUGGAAGUCGAAACAAAUAUUAUGCCAUUGAUAUUGAGACGACUUAUGCUUGCAGAAAGAUACUGCCUGAAACUAUUAUCAUCAAAUAAUAUCCAAAUUAUAAAUAGGAUAAUACCUCACCCAAUCAAUAUAGAUGGUCCACUCACUUCACCAAAUGAUCUCCUGAGAGGUACAUCUCCAACUCUGUGCCAGAUCUUCUUAGAAAUACAAUCUCAUUAUUCGAACAUCAAAAAACUUUCACACUGGUCGUGUUACACUCAUUCAUACAGUUGUAUCACUCAUCCUAUUACGAUUUUAUCAAAUUCAAUCGAAAAUAAUUCAGAUUUACUGGCUUUUAUAGAAGAAAAUAACAAGUAUUAUACAAUCUACACUGAUGGCAGUAAAGGCAAUGAUUUUGUGAGAAGUGCGGUAUAUGAUUCCCAAAAAGAUGUUGCUCAAAGCUUUGCUCUCGAUAAAAAGUGCUCCAUAUUUACAGCAGAGGCAUAUGCAGUUUUUGCCGCUUUAAAAUCUAUAAUUUCUAUAAAUAAUUGUAUAUAUUUUCUAAUUUUGACAGACUCUUUGAGUCUUUUAAAUAGCCUUAAGCAUUCUAAUAUUAAUAAUUUUAAAACUAAUUAUAUUAUUUAUUUAAUUAAAGAUACUGUCUUGCGGUUGCAUAAAAAAGAUAUAACUGUUGCCUUUAUGUGGGUACCCUCACAUAAAGGUAUUACUGGUAACGAAAAAGCAGACAAAGCUGCAUAUGAAGGGAUUAACACUCUUAAUGUCAGAAAUGUGGUACAGGUUCCUAUGACUGAUUAUUAUUAUUAUAUCAAUAACUCGAUAAAAAAUUUAUGGACAACAUUAUGGGAAGAAGAUCAAAAAUUGAAAGGAAAAUGGUAUGGUAGUAUACAGGAAAAUUUACAAAUAAGACCCUGGUAUGAUGAGUUGAAUACUAGCUGUAUCGUGAGUCGUGAGUUCGUUACCACAAUCAACAGAUUGCGCUUUGGGCAUAACACUGCACCCGCGCACCUCGCUAAACUUAAUAUUAUAACUAACAAUAUUUGCUCUUUCUGUAAUAAUAACGAGAUCGCAGAUAUCAACCAUAUCUUUUUUAAAUGCCAAAACCAAAUAUUCAUUUUUAAUAGACUAAUAUUGGCAAGUGAAAUAAUGGAAAUUAGUGAUCCCUCCCGCCGCCAGUUGUGUGAUUUGCUCAAAAACACAAAGUGUUAUAGUGCAUUAUAUAAAUACAUCAAAAAUACCGUGGGGAAGAUUUAA
Messenger RNA from Pieris brassicae (large cabbage white), 1539 nucleotides. RefSeq lists its product as uncharacterized. The transcript is spliced from 2 exons. NCBI's taxonomy places the organism in Eukaryota, Metazoa, Arthropoda, Insecta, Lepidoptera, Pieridae. Bases 1 to 1539 code for a protein of 512 amino acids. The record is from RefSeq and is a predicted model, not a curated record. Gene Ontology annotation, molecular function: RNA-DNA hybrid ribonuclease activity; nucleic acid binding.